Pelobates fuscus (common spadefoot toad) is the source of this 3032-nucleotide messenger RNA. RefSeq names its product catalase-like. The coding region runs from base 119 to 1738 and encodes 539 amino acids. The transcript is spliced from 13 exons. The record is from RefSeq and is a predicted model, not a curated record. Gene Ontology annotation, biological process: hydrogen peroxide catabolic process; response to hydrogen peroxide. Gene Ontology annotation, cellular component: mitochondrion; peroxisome; cytoplasm. Gene Ontology annotation, molecular function: catalase activity; heme binding. NCBI's taxonomy places the organism in Eukaryota, Metazoa, Chordata, Amphibia, Anura, Pelobatidae.
GUAUCACACUGCAUUGAUUGAAUUAAUUCUGGGGCUUUUUGCAUACUUGUGGUGAAGGGAGGUGCAGGAUUUACUUCCCAGAAAUUGAGGAGGGGCCAGUGUACUUGUCUGGUUAAAAAUGCAGACACCGCUGUCAAACUCACGUCGCUUGUUUGCAAACAUGUGGUCGGACAAAGGCAGCUAUGUGCCCAGCCACCAGCAGAAGACAUCCCAGGCAAAUGCAACAGCAAAGCCUGAAACACUGACAACAAAUGGAGGUCUUCCUAUUGGAGUGGCAGCUAGUUCCUUGACUGCUGGAGCUCGGGGGCCAAUUCUUUUGCAAGAUAUGCAAUUCACGGAGGAAAUGGCUCAUUUUUCCAGGGAACGCAUUCCAGAGAGAGUGGUUCAUGCCCGUGGAGCUGGAGCGUUUGGAUAUUUUGAGGUGACAAACGAUAUCACGCAAUACUGCAAAGCCAAAAUGUUUGAUAAGAUUGGGAAAAGAACACCCAUAGCUGUUCGAUUCUCCACUACAGCUGGUGAGGCUGGAUCAGCAGACACUUUGCGAGACCCCCGAGGAUUUGCUGUGAAAUUCUACACCGAGCAAGGGAACUGGGACCUGGUGGGAAAUAACACUCCAAUAUUCUUCAUCAGAGACCCCAUUCUGUUUCCACUUCUUUCUCACGCCCAGAAGAGAAAUCCUCAGACUUUCCUCAAAGAUCCAAAUGCAUUCUGGGAUUUUAUGACCUUGCGACCAGAGAGUCUCCAUGAGGUCUCUAUGCUGUUUACGGAGCGCGGGAUACCUGAUGGCUUUCGGCACAUGAAUGGGUUCGGAAAUCACGCGUUCAAAUUGGUGAAUGCAUCAGGGAAGGCCGUUUACUGCAAAUUUCACUACAAGAGCAAUCAAGGUAUAAAGCACCUGACCCCCGAGAAGGCAACGGAAUUGGCGGGAAGUGAUCCAGAUUACGCGUUAGGAGACCUGUACAAAGCCAUUGAGAAAGGAGACUUCCCAUCAUGGACACUGUACAUUCAGGUCAUGUCCUUCAGAGAAGCAGAACAAUUGCCAUAUAAUCCCUUCGACAUUACCAAAGUCUGGUACCAAAGUGACUUUCCUUUGAUCCCAGUAGGAACAAUGGUAUUAAACAGGAACCCAGUAAAUUACUUUGCUGAAGUGGAACAAUUGGGUUUCCAGCCCAGAAAUCUGCUUCCUGGGAUAGAACCUAGCCCUGAUAAAAUGCUACAUGGUCGACUUUUUGCCUAUCCUGAUGCCCAGAGAUACCGGCUCGGAGUGAACUAUGCACAGAUUCCAGUGAAUUGUCCCCACAAUACAAAGGUGGCAAACUAUGAGCGAGAUGGGCACAUGGCUAUGGGAAACAAUCAAGGAAAUAAGCCAAAUUACUAUCCAAACAGUGUUGGGGGUCCGGAACCAGAUCCUCAAUAUCGAGACAACGUUUUCAAAGUGUCCGGUGAUGUGGACAGAUACGAGGAUAAGGAUGAUUACAUGAUCCAGGUGCGUAAAUUCUAUAUGGAUGUUCUCAAGGAAGAGGAGCGUCAGAACUUGUGCAAAAACAUUGCAAGCAAUCUGGGGCAAGCAAACCAAACUAUCCAAGCGAGAGCUGUGAAGCUCUUCAACAAUAUAAACUUUGACUAUGGAACACGUCUACAGGAUGAGCUUGAUAAACUGAAAGCUCUGAAAGAAAAAAAGGCAGAAGAACAAAGAUCUACUGAAACACCUAAACUGCGUCAAUAUAAACUUCACUAACAUUAAGGCUUUUAACACCAAGGAAGUUGAUGUAAAUGAAUUACUCUUCGGAAUGUAAGAUCAUGCAAUAUUGGACCCAUGGCAUUCUGCAGAAUUUGGCAUCGCAAUGCAAUGACCAGCCUGCUGAGAGGAACGAUUUUCUUAUUCUACCAACGAGAAGAUCAAUUUUAUUCUUCUACCAAAAGCAAAUAUCCUGGCUGGAAUAAAUAGUCAAUAUAUUUAUUAAAUCACAAGAUAAAUGUGAUGUGUGAUUUUGUGUGAUAUGUUUUUGUAAAAAAAAAUGCCAGUUUCAAGAUAAAUAAGAGGGUCUUGAUUAACCUUAGAAAAUGUGUGUGGUGUUGAUGUACACUUUAAUAAUAAGUGUCUGAUAUCCAUAUUCUAUCGAUAUGGUUAAAGGGAGCAGGAAUCUUGAUUUUGCAGAAGGCCUUAAAACCGUAUAUUAUUUCUUGUUAAAGGGACAUUAUAGUCACCAGAAUCACUUCAGCUUAAUGUAGUAGUUCUGGUGUCUAUAGCCUGUCCCUGCAGGUUUUUCAAUGUAAAUACUGCCUUUUAAGGAAAGGGCAGUGUUUACAUUUCUGCCUAGUAACACCUCUAGUGGCAGUCACUCAGACUGCCACUACAGUUGCUUCCUAUCUCAUUGCUGCACAGUGUGCACUGUGGACAGCACCUACGCUCCCCACAGAAAUGCAUUGUAUUCAUUGUAUUUCUAUGAGGGGAUGCUGAUUGGCGCAGCGCUGCGUUUUGCCGAGCAUUCGCAAUAGCCUCUGAAAGUUUUCUUAUGGGAAAGCAAUGGAUUGGUUGAGAUAGUCAAGAUUGAUGAUAGCCAUGGAGGCAGGGCCAGCCACGACGAGACCGGUGCGACGAUGGAGAAAGGGUAAGUUUAAACACCUAAUAUGUGACUCUAAUAGGUAGUUCAGAACUAGUGUCAGGAAUACUUGUUUGUAAUUCUAACACCAUAGUGUUCCUUUAACAAUAUAUAAACUGCCAGAUCACAAACACCUUAUAUGAUAUUUUAAAGUCAAUAAUUAAUUUCCAGACUAAUAAUAAUUAAUUUCUGCUUUAUUUAAAGAUAAUCUUCAAGCAUUCUUAAGACUACAGCUACACCAGUUUUUGAUUACGUUGGGCAAAAACUAUUUUUGUUUUUUUUCUGGCAUCCAAAACCCACCCUCUGUGUUGAGGUUACUAUAAGUCAAUUUCCUUUUUUCUGAUUACCCAGCCAAAAUAUUUAGCAGGAUUUAGAUGAGCUGAAUUACAGUUAACGCCUUUGGCAUGCAAUAUUAAAGCACUCAAAAUA